AUGGUCGACAAAAAUAUCUCCGUUGAACCAUGGUACCAUGGGCUGCUACCUCGCGAAGACAUAAAAGUGAGGGUAAAACUUGAGAAUCCUUUAACAUGAAUGAAUAAAAUUCAAUAAAACGGUGUUGAAGGUUUCAGGCAUCAUUAAUCUUUCCGGUAUUUGCCGAAUCGAAUCAAAAAACUCAUCAUAUUACGAAGUUAAGCAUAAAAGAUCAAAGAGACGCGGAAUUCCAUAAAAAAGGAACGUCCGAUGGCCAUAACAUGUAGAAAUUUUUACUUGCGCACAUCCUUUUCUUUUCGAAACAUCGAAUGGAUCCAGAGUGAUAAGAAAUGAUCACGGCGUUUAGACAAUGUUACGCAACCAUGGAGAUUUCCUUGUUCGGUCGACGGAACCUGCAAAAGGCAGUCCUCGGCAUUACGUCGUCUCAGUUUGUGUUAAAGAAAAGAUUGAAGAGGUUAUCAAUUCAAACUGGUUUUCAAGGCCUAAUCUUUUUUCAGGUGAAACACUUCGUGCUACAAGAGCACAAUAAAAAAAUUUACAUUGAAAAGAAUGGUUUCGAUACAAUAUCUCAGCUCAUUGAGUAUCAUUACGUCAAAAAGGAGCCCAUUUCGAAGGUUUUUUUUAGUUGGGUAUCUGUCCAACCUGCGGAGUGUUAACCUUCAAAAUAAUAAGAAAUCGCAGCCCAAAAGGGAAGGUAAGUUUUUGGACUCUAAUUUGAAUGAAAACUUGGAAAAAAUCAAAAAACAUAAAAGCCGCAACAUGAAAUAACUUUUGUUUGGAGAAGAACUGCCUCGAAAUUUGUUGUUCUCUACUGUAUAUUGACUUUACAAAGUGCGUCGAAUUAGAAAAUUGAAACACUGUUCUUAAAAAUAAUCGAAUUGUCAGAUUUUGGACUAGAAUUUUUGAGUGAAUUCUCUGGAAGUCCAUAGUGCAGAAGACCUUCCUUCUAAAACUAGAAAUCGGCCUAAAAACCUUCUCGAAACGAAAGUCACAGUAUUUGUCUGGGAAUUUUUUUUAUCUCGCGCUUGAAAAACGAAUUAAUCUUCUAACACAUUUUGGGUUUUCUUUUCGAAGUCACAAACUGCACAACUAUAUUGGACACGAGACUUCCAGGUCACAAUGCUGUUGACACCGAUCUCUAGACAAAGUUGGGAAAUCUCCCAUGAAGACGUGACAUUGACGAAAAAGCUAGGAGAAGGUGCGUUUGGAGAGGUUUGGAAAGGCAAGUUGAAGUUGAAAACGACGGACAAAGUUGUGGAUGUGGCGGUGAAGACGGUGAGUGACUGGAAAAUCGACGAGAUUUCAACUCUGUCCAGGCCAAGCUCGAAACAAUGAACAAAGCUCAAAUCGAGGAAAUAAUGCAUGAAGCUCGUCUGAUGAGGAAUUUGGAGGUUUUCAUCUUCGAAAAAAAAAACUGAGCAAAUAAUCCGGCUUUUCUAUCAGCAAUAAAAGACCUCUUUACAUUUUCUAAUUCGCAAAUCGAAAUUAUUCCAGCAUCCGAACAUCGUCAAACUUUACGGCGUCGCGGCUGGAAAUGAACCUCUUUACGUUAUCAUGGAGCUUGUUGGUUACUCGAAAUAUUAGUUUUCAACUCGGACCUUCAGGCAAACUGCGGCGCACUCGACUCUUACUUGCAGAAGAACACGUUUACCUUGGUUAAGAAGACGGAAAUGAUUUACCAAGCUGCUUGUGGACUAUGUUAUAUUCAUCAAAAAAACAUUCUUCAUCGUGAUAUCGCUGCUAGGAAUUGUCUGUACGGCGAUGGACAGGUGAGUCCAAAGCAGUUAUUCGAAACAAAAAACUUCGAAUUAUGUUUGAAAUUAAGUAGCUACAUCAGGUAAAAAUUGCGGACUUUGGACUGUCGCGAGAAGGAUCGGAGUACAAAAUGGACCUGACAAAAAAAGUUCCGAUUAGGUGGCUGGCGCCAGAAACGCUUCGCACCGGUCUCUAUUCAGACAAGUCGGACGUCUACGCUUUCGGUAACAUUUUUGGACCUUCGAAACAAAAUAUCUGAGAAUUAUAUCUAGGAAUUAUGUCUUGGGAAAUCUUUGAAAACGGAAAAGAGCCAUACCCCGGAAUGAUGAUCGCAGAGGUAGUCGCGAAGGUUUGUAAACCGGUUUUCACAGAAAACGGGGAAAAAGAUUUCAGGUGAACCAAGGCUACCGAAUGUCUUUCAGUUCUGAAAUUCACUCCGAUUUCUCCGGUUUCAUCUUAGUUUGUUCCCAGAACGAUGCUCUUGGAGACAAAAGUUACAGAAAAAGUGUUGGUCGGAGGAUCCCAAAGAACGGGCUGCGAUGUGGGAAGUUAUCACUUUCAUGAGAAACCAUUUGAAAACGAAAGUAAGAUUGAAUUUUUUCUAUUGUUGAAUGAUGAGUUUUUAGGAUGGUGCAGAAGAAAAAAGUAAAGAACAAAUAUCUCGCGAUAAGAUGGUCAAGGUGACAUUUUUUAAAAACCUGCAAAAAAACUUUGUUGUAGAAUAAAAAAAGCUUGUCGGCAGAGAAGUCAGCGGAAAGAGUGGUCAAGGCUAGUGCUAGUAGAGAAGCCGUUAGUGUGAAUCAGAAAGACAAAAAGAAAAAAGGGACGGUGGGUCGUGAAAAUCCAACUAAAACAAUCGGAAGUUUCAGUUAAUACAAAAAGUUUUCAAAAAAGGAAACAGCAACACAAAAACGUCGAAAACGCCGUUGGUGCAAUCGCCCGGAGCGCGACCGCCACAGUCGCGAACAGCGCCGCCUGUGCAGCAGUUACCGCCUUCGAUGCCGGUACAACAGAUCCAACCGACGUCACCGCUGCCGACGAGAUUGCCCCAACAGACAGUCCAACAGACAGUCCAACAGUUACCGCCUACAAUGUCAGCGCAAUCGUUCCAACCGACGACGCCGAUGCCGACGAGAUUUCCGCAACAGCCGAUGCAGACAGCGCAACCAAUGCCGGCUAUGUCGAUGCGCACAAUGCAGCCGAUGGAGCCUUACCAGCCUUCGUUCCUACCGACAGCGCCUCAGCUGGAGCCCUUGAAGCCUCUGACGAUUGAACCCUUUCAGCCCUUGAAGCCGUUGACGAUUGAACCCUUGCAGCCUUUGGCGCCUAUCCAAAUCCAACCUUUGCAACAGUUCCAGCCCCUUCAGCCAUUCGAGCCUGUCAAAUCAAAUUUACAACCUCUGCAACCGCUUCAACAAAAUCAAUCACUUUCGCCGGGACCGCGAAGCACGAAGUUUUGA
Caenorhabditis auriculariae is the source of this 3215-nucleotide messenger RNA. Lineage: Eukaryota; Metazoa; Nematoda; Chromadorea; Rhabditida; Rhabditidae. The record is from the annotation of a GenBank genome assembly.